CGGCUGGCAGGAGGAAGGCACCGCACCACGCCGCUCCGCACCUCAGCGCGGAGCAGCCGCGCCAUGGCCCGGACCCUCGCCCUGCUGGCGCUGUGCAUGGCGCUGGGGCGCCGCGGAGUCUUUGCUAGCCCAUUGGAGAAACUCGCGCAUGUGGCCCAAUAUGAAAGGGUGACACCUCACAGAGUGCCUGCAGCUCCUGGGAAGAGAGACCUUUCUGCUCAAGUCAACACGUAUCCAGAUCACGUUCAUUACAGCAUCCGUGCAGAAGGGAGGGACUAUGUUCUCCGACUGGAAAAGAACAAGGGACUGAUUGGGGAGCACUACACUGAAACCUAUUACUCAGAAAAUGGCACCGAGGUCACUGAGAGGCCAGACACUCAGGAUCACUGCUUUUAUCACGGGCAUGUUCAUGGACACAGUGAUUCAGCGGCAAGCAUCAGUACCUGCAGAGGACUCAGUGGAUUUUUCUGGGCCGAUCAGUCUGUCUAUUUAAUUGAGCCGUUGGGAGGUGAUGAUAAGGGGGAACACGCGGUGUACCGAGCACAUCACCUGAGAAUGAAGCGUGGGACCUGCGGAGACGCCAAUGUCACUUUGGAAUACGACCAUGAACCGAAAGUUGCUGCUGCAAUGAAGCCCCAUCACUGGAAAUCGGCUCCAUUUCAGAAAGGGACCCGAUACGUGGAGUUGGUCUUGGUCGUGGACAAUGCGGAGUACAAGAAAUCCAAAGACUUACGGACGAUUCAGAAUCGCAUGAAGGAAAUUGUGAAUCACGUAGACAAGCUUUAUCAGACUCUCAAUAUCCGUGUGGCCUUGAUAGGCCUGGAAGUCUGGAGUUACAAAGACAAGAUCACUGUGAGUCCAAACCCAGACACGACACUGGACAAUUUUCUUCACUGGCGAGAGACUGAACUGUUACAGAAGAAGAAGCAUGACAAUGCCCAACUGAUCACAGGCAUAGACUUCCAAGGCACGACGGUGGGGCUGGCCAAGAAAUAUGCAAUGUGCACCAGGGACUCAGGAGGAGUAAAUCAGGACCACAGUUUGAAUCCUAUAGGAGCUGCCUCAACUGUGGCUCAUGAGAUGGGACACAACCUGGGAAUGUCUCAUGAUGAAGACGUUGAUGGCUGCAGCUGCUUGGCCCCAAAGACCGAUGGAGGAUGCGUUAUGGCAGCUAGUGUUGGCAUGAUUUACCCAAAGUACUUCAGCAGCUGCAGUAUAAGUGACCUACAGAAGUUUCUAAGUGAUCCCCGGACUAGCUGCUUACUGAAUAUCCCCAAGGCUGAUGAGCUGUAUGGGGUGCCUGUCUGUGGAAACCAGUUUGUAGAGCGAGGGGAGCAGUGUGAUUGUGGGACAUCCAAGGAAUGCAGGGAUCCCUGCUGCAACGCCACCACCUGCCGACUAAGUGACGGAGCAGAAUGUGCUCAGGGAGAAUGCUGCCAACAGUGUAAGGUGAAGGCUGCUGGUGUGUUGUGUCGUGCCAGUAAGAACAGCUGUGAUCUGCCCGAGCACUGCACUGGCCUCUCAGCGGAGUGCCCGGAGGACGUCUUCCAAGAGAAUGGUGUGCCGUGCCAGUAUGGGAAUGGCUACUGUUAUAACGGGGUGUGCCCCUUGCACAGCGAGCACUGCCGUACGCUCUGGGGCGCAGAGGCCCAGGUGGCCCCUGAUAUCUGCUUUGAGCACAAUGGCCGCCAGAAGGACCUACAUUGCCUGACAGAGAAUGGGAAAAGGCCCUGCAGCCCAAAGGACGUUAAGUGUGGCACGCUGCAUUGCCUGAGUGGGAACAGGAACCCCAUUGGAGGGGGUGGCGUCUACUCCCUAUCUCUCGGAAGGGUGACCUGCAAAGUAGCUAUCACUGUCAAGGAAGAAAGUGACAUGGUGGCAAAUCUUGUGCUGGUGCCAACGGGCACCAAGUGUGGGGAGGAAAUGGUCUGCUAUGCCGGGCGCUGCCAGGACCUCCUGAUUUACGGUGCCAAAAACUGCUCUGCAAAGUGCAAUGGUCAUGGGGUCUGCAAUCACAAGCGGGAAUGCCACUGUGAGCCCGGCUGGGCUGCGCCCUACUGCGAGCGGAAGCUCUCGGAGAUUGCAUCAGCUGGAAGCAGCGUGGUUGUUGCAGCCGUGCUGACAGUGGUGGUACUGGUGGCCAUGCUGAUCAUCGGAGGCUUUGUGUUCUACAGAGGCAAUGGGAAGAAAUACUUCCAGAAAGGGAGGAUUGUGACCAACACCACCAACGGGCUCUCCAAUCCCAUGUUUCAAGAGGGCAGCAAUACCAGGAAAGUGAGGCAUGAGCUGCAGAGUUGCGACAUCAGCAGCCCAAAUCUGAUCUCCACAACCUCAGACCUGAAGAGCCCCAGGUCUGUGUACGUGCCCAUGACUCCCAGCAGGCCACCGCCCGAGCCUCCCGCGGUGGCCAGCAGCGCCUGUCUGAGCUCUCCAGGGUAUCCAGCCAAACCUGUGCAGGUUGGAGUUAAACCCAGCGUGGCACCUCCCCCGCUAGUCUCUGCAAAGCCCAAACCAGCUGCUGGCGAGGUGAAGCCGAAGCCACCGACCCGGCCUCUCCCCGAGCUGAGAAACAAACAGCAGACUGCUUCCUUGAAGGUAGCACUGAAGCCUCCAGCUUCACGGAGAUGAUCCAGAUUGUGGCGGCUGGGACAGCAAGGCGUGGCUGGCUCUAGUGUUUUUUCUAGAAUGAUUGAGCAUUUCUGCUUCUUGCUUAAUGGUACUCGACUCAGUUGGCAGAGUCUUCCUUCAAGGUCUUGAGUGUUUACAUGAAAUGCUUGACUCAGCUGUGCCUUAACACAGAUGCUGUGGCUGCACAAUACAGCAGGGCUGGCCAGCAAUGGCUGCUUGGAGGCCGGGGGGCUCACACCAGCAGAUGUAGGGAAAUGUUCUCAGGUUUUUACUAGUGAAAAUGCAAGGCCUUCCCAAAAGUACAAAUGAGGGACACUCCUCUCACACCGCAGUGCUCCCCUCUUCCCCCCAUGCAGGCAUGGGGGGGGGGGGAGCUCGGGGGACAGUUCCUAUUUCCAUGCUAUGCAUGAUCUGUAGCAAUGAGCCCAGCAGAUCGUGUCAUAGCAACACACGGCCAAGACCACACAUCCUAGCAUGGACCACGUCAGCUAGAUCCAGGGGCCAAGCCCCAGUAUUGCAGGCUGGCAGCUGUAAUCUCUGCACCCCCCCAUGCUCCCUCCUGGAAUGAUGUUGUGGCUCUCAGGUGGUGGACACAUAAAACAAACAUGCCCCGCCCCUGUGGGUGAUCCAAUUCAGCAGUCAGGCCGGGGUUGGGGAUGGCCAUGCCAGCAAUGGCCUCUUAGGUAACAGAUGGAACCUUAGCGCGUUUAGAGACUGUUUUUGCCCAGCCCAGCCAAAUGGUUUUACUGACAGUGACCCAACCAGGAGCCGGGGCUGGCUGCCCAGCCCUCCAUAGGGCCUCUCCUUACAAGUAAAACUGUGACAAGCUGCCAGCCCAAUUCCCUCAAUGUCUCAAGUGUCAGCUCCUACUAUCCGCAGCACAGACCCUGGUAUGGCACUUUCCAGCCUAGUCCUUCCAAAGCACGUCAGGAUGAACUGGGACUCCCGGCUGAAGUUGACAUUUGGGAUGUUCCUGGAUUUGGGUGGGCAGUAGCCACUCUCUCCCCAGCAGAGAUUUCCAAAGCUGCAGGCUGCGCAGUGCGUUGGCGUGACCAGCUACUGCCACUGCAGGAGCCAGUGCUUUACAGUGCCCAGCAGGUAGCAGCCAAGAUCCCAGAAUUUCCUGCAGUAACUUGAUGCCACAGUAAUACAUGCUGCACUGAGCAAACAGCCCCACCCACCCAGAGCUCAUCAUGGUCAGCUGGUGUUUUCAGUAGGCCUGAAGCUUGUUUUGGGUUAUUCUGUUAGCAGCCAGUGUAUUUUAUCAUUUAAAUUAUUGUCUGAGUUAUGGUCUGGCUGAAGGGCCUGUCCUAGAUGGUGUUUUUUUUAAAUCAUGUUAAUUUAAUACCUUUAAUGUGACCUUUUUACUCAUCUGAUGCUGCUCAGUUUGAUAUGAGUUGAGUCAAAGGCAUUGGUAACAGUAAAAGCUGCAGGCCA
This is a messenger RNA of Malaclemys terrapin pileata, 4065 nucleotides long. It is a transcript of the gene ADAM8, whose product is annotated as ADAM metallopeptidase domain 8. Bases 64 to 2628 code for a protein of 854 amino acids. The record is from RefSeq and is a predicted model, not a curated record. Gene Ontology annotation, biological process: regulation of cell-cell adhesion; positive regulation of membrane protein ectodomain proteolysis; proteolysis. Gene Ontology annotation, molecular function: metalloendopeptidase activity; cell adhesion molecule binding. The transcript is spliced from 24 exons. NCBI's taxonomy places the organism in Eukaryota, Metazoa, Chordata, Testudines, Emydidae.